GUAUUCAACGGAUAACUGGAGAAAAAACUGCUGUUUGCAAGCACCACAACCCAACCCAACCACAUGUUUUUAGUGACGGAUUUUGUUCGUAACUUAGUAUGAACAAGAAGAAGAAGAAGCUGCUACUGAAUAUCGUUUAAAAUUUUCAAAAGGUAAUUAGAAAUGGCAGCUUUCCCUUCAGCAAGAAUGUGCCCACUCGCCGUUUCCAAAUCAUCUGAAAGAUACAAUAAGGGGUUUCAAUCCGGGUGUCGUGCCAUGCUUUCGUUUGAGGAACAGUCGCCGCGUAGAAGUUUAAUUAUUGGAGGUUCUUCUGCUUCUGUACUUGCAUUCUUGAACUUGAGCUCUGAGUUAAUGUUGUUACCAGCAAAUGCCGAUGAGAAGAACUCGAAUGCUACCGAGGAAGAAGACGAGGGUUUAGGCGGGGCUUUGAAGUCCUUGUUCGAUCCUAACGAGAAAACAAAAUCGGGUAAAGUUCUGCCAAAGGCUUAUUUAAAAUCCGCUAGAGAGGUUGUGAAAACACUUCGUGAAUCGGUAAAUGAGGAUACAAAGAACAAUGCUAAGUUUAGACGAACAGCUGAUGCAGCAAAGGAAUCGAUCCGGGAAUAUUUGAGUAGUUGGAGCGGCCAAAAGACAGUUGUCAAUGAGGAAUCCUAUGUUAUGAUCGAAAAGGCGAUAAGAUCUCUUGCCGGCUUUUACUCGAAAGCGGGCCCGUCUGCAUCGCUUCCAGAAGAAGUCAGGUCCGAAAUAUUGAGUGAUCUCAACACAGCAGAAGAUUUUUUGUGAAAUUGCUCUCGGUGUGAACACAAAGAACCUAUUUGUGUUGCUAGGUUCAAUUUACCCUUCAUUUCAUGUAUAUAUAGCCUUAAUUAAUGGCCUAUAUAACUCCCUUCCUGAAUAAAACUCUGUUACAGAGCUUAUUA
Erythranthe guttata (spotted monkey flower) is the source of this 920-nucleotide messenger RNA. RefSeq names its product photosystem II 11 kDa protein-like protein (gene LPA19). The record is from RefSeq and is a predicted model, not a curated record. Gene Ontology annotation, cellular component: photosystem II; chloroplast thylakoid lumen. NCBI's taxonomy places the organism in Eukaryota, Viridiplantae, Streptophyta, Magnoliopsida, Lamiales, Phrymaceae. Gene Ontology annotation, biological process: photosystem II assembly; photosystem II repair.